CCUUUAAAAGGCGGCGCCGGAGCGGCUCGCCGCGGGAGGCCGCGGCCAUUGUGUGCCGGGUUUUGCCCCCCUUCCCGCCGGCCCGGCGCUCGCAGCCGCGCCGUUAAAAGAGCAGGCAAGAUGGCUGAGCUGGGCGGCAAGGGGGUCACCGCGGGCAAGAUCGCCAGCAACGUCCAGAAGAAGCUCACGCGGGCGCAGGAGAAGGUCCUUCAGAAGCUUGGGAAAGCAGAUGAAACAAAAGAUGAACAGUUUGAACAGUGUGUGCAGAACUUCAACAAACAGUUGUCAGAAGGCACAAGGCUGCAGAAGGACCUCCGAACUUACUUGGCUUCCGUAAAAGCCAUGCAUGAGGCCUCCAAGAAGCUGACGGAGUGUUUGCAGGAAGUUUAUGAGCCGGAUUGGCCUGGGAGAGAUGACACGAAUAAAAUAGCAGAGAACAAUGAUCUGCUCUGGACAGAUUUCCAUCAGAAGCUGGUGGAUCAGGCGCUUCUGACCAUGGAUACAUACCUUGGCCAAUUCCCAGACAUUAAAUCUCGUAUAGCAAAGCGAGGAAGGAAGCUUGUGGAUUAUGACAGCGCCAGACACCAUUUUGAAGCCCUGCAAACUGCAAAGAAGAAGGAUGAAACCAAAAUUGCAAAGCCUGUUUCGCUGCUUGAGAAAGCUGCGCCUCAGUGGUGUCAAGGGAAGCUACAAGCUCACCUCGUUGCACAAACUAAUCUGCUCCGAAAUCAGGCUGAAGAAGAGUUAGUAAAGGCUCAGAAGGUGUUUGAAGAGAUGAAUGUUGAUCUCCAGGAGGAGCUGCCUUCGCUGUGGAAUAGUCGUGUUGGUUUCUACGUCAACACAUUCCAGAGUAUAGCGGGCCUAGAAGAGAACUUCCAUAAAGAAAUGAGCAAGUUGAACCAAAACCUCCAUGAUGUCCUGCUGGGUCUAGACAAGCAGUACUCAGGCAAUGCCUUCCCUGUUAAAGCACAGCCCAGUGAUAGCACCCCAGGGAAAGCAAAUAAAAGCCCCUCGCCUCCACCAGAUGGAUCACCCAUCACCAGCCCUGAGACCAAGACUGUCAACCAUGAGCUGGAGCCGUCCUCUUUGGAAGCACCUGGGGCAAGCAUCCCAAAGUCACCAUCUCAGCUGAGGAAAGGGCCUCCGGUGCCUCCGCCUCCAAAAGUCACCCCCUCCAAGGAGAUCAAGCAGGAGAACAUCAUCAGUCUGUUUGAUGACAAUUUUGUCCCUGAGAUAAGUGUGACAACCCCCUCGCAGUUUGAUGCCCCUGGGCCCUUCCAGGAGGGAGCCAGCCUGUUGGAUCUGGAUUUUGAUCCCAUUAAACCAGAUGCCACUGUGGGGAAGACCCCCACGCCUGCCUCCCAGUCUUUACCUUGGGAUUUAUGGGAGCCUGCAGAAGCAGCUCAUGCAGGUGCUGAAGCAGCUGGAUCAGAAGUGGCAGCUGGAGCCGAAGCAUCUAAAACCGAAGCUGAUUCAGGAUCUGCCUCAAGCUCUCUGCCUGCUGUUGUUGUGGAAACUUUCCCUGCUACUGUCAAUGGCACCGUGGAAGGAGGCGCUUCCUCUGAAAGAGCUGACAUGCCCCCGGGGUUUCUUUUCAAGGUCCAGGCCAUGCAUGAUUACACAGCCACUGACAGUGAUGAGCUGCAGCUGAAGGCUGGGGAUGUUGUGCUUGUGAUUCCAUUUGAGAACCCUGAGGACCAGGAUGAAGGAUGGCUGAUGGGCGUGAAGGAGUCUGACUGGAUCCAGCAUAAGGAACUUGACCAAUGCCGAGGGGUUUUCCCAGAGAAUUUCACAGAGCGGGUGCAGUGAAAGCCUGAGCCCACCAGCCACAUUUUCUGCUGGAAGAGAGCAAGUUUUCUGGUGGAUGUUUGAAAAAGAACAGCAAAAUGAAAAGAAGAGAAUUUUAAAGGAACAGAAGCCUAUAAAAGUGUCAACUUAAAGGGUGUGUUCUCAAAGGGCAAGGUUUUAGAAGUAAAUUGAAAUUCAAAGCAUUAUUAAAAUGUAUACAUAUUAAUAAUAAUACGGCAAGUCAAAUACCCUCUUCCACCUUUGAUUUAACAGCAUUUGAAUUCAGAGGACUGAUACAGAAGCAACUCAGUGUGGUUCUGUAAAUACUGCAUUGCCUAAAUUGGUGAGAUGUCAGUGUGAUCCCUGGAAAGGCAAUAUUUGUCUAAUGACUUGAGAGUAGAAGCUCCGUUUGCUCUUGGGUGGGCUCAUCCAUUUUGUCUUGAAGGUGGCUUGCAUGGCAACCAUAAAAAUUCAGCCUUCCCCACGUGUUCAAUUUACAGUAGGCCAAAAUAUCUGUUAUGCUGUUGAAAAGAAAUAUUUAGUGUAUAGUGUUCACCAAUACAAUGUACGUGUGUGUGUGGGUGCGUGUGUAUUUUAUUUUCUUUCUUUAAAACAAUGUUACACAAACUGUGAUUUUAUACAUUUAAAGAUAAAAGAAGCUAUGUGGGAAGGGCAUGGAGGAGAUGAAAUGCGUGAAGCUGUGCUAAGUCCAGAGUUUUUCCAAGUGCAGAAAUUGAAAUUUUCAAGCUAGUGUUUGCCUGUGAAAUGCUAAGAGGAACUGAAAAAUUGAAGAGGAGAAACAAGACAAAACAAGCAGAUGCUGAAACUUUAGAUAGUUCUGAAAUUUAGAAGAGAGAAUCCCCUGUCCCCCAAACCCUAUAAACAGAUUCAGAAAAGCUUAGAUUCAUGUAGACGGAGGAUAGUUAUCAAAUCUGGCUGGUUCAACAGUGUGCUUUUAAGGAAAGAGAUAAUGGAAGAAAAUUUUUUUUCUGAAAGGCUAUGUAAGAAAAAACACUGAGAAAAAACAAUCUGCUUUCUGUAUUUUUAAUUGGAAUUGUUAUUUGUGGAAUUGUAUUUCUUAUUUUCCUUUGAAGAAUUCUUUAAGCAAAGUAUCAUUAGAUCAGAUUUCUCCAGUGUUGUGCUGGUGAUCAAGUUAACCUCCAAGAAAACUGGACUCUUAAAAUAAUCAUUUGAAAUGGCUGUAUGACUUCAUAGUAUUUUAAUGCAUUAGAAGUGGAAGGCAAGAAUAUCAAAGUGUCAGUGUCAAGAAGACACUCUGCAGUCUAAUACUGAUGCUGAGAAUUUUCCUAGACCUUUCCUUUGCUCUUGUUUGUUUUUGAGGGUUUUUUUUUCCUUUAAACAAGCAGAUAUUUCAAAGUGCAUAUUACACUUGUUAAAAUAAGCCGGUUCUGACCCUCCAAGACUCCCACAAAGGUACUUUAAACUUUACUUGAAUACUGAUGCAGAUGACAAGCAGGUCAGGCUAUUACCAUUUUUUAUGGCUUUUUUUAUCCCCACGAUCUUUUUGCCUUGAAGGGAUUUUUAACAGUGAGGUUACCUCCUGCUGCAGAGGGACAGGAUCACUCUAUGAAAUAAUCUUCCUAACUGUUAGGAGCUGGCUUUUGUCAAAGAUGCAGAGAAUGCUGACACACACUACUGAAAAUCCCACCUUUUCUGAUCUCUUUUCAUUACUUCUAGGACAACAGAAAAAAACAUUGUAGGGCAAUAGUAGACUACUUUUUUUUUUUUUUUUUCCAUUUUGGUUCAAAGGGAAGUGUCAGAUUUUGAUCCAAAGCUAUAUUCUCGUAAAUGCAAGGAUUGCUGGAGUUCCUCUUGCUUUCAACUUGGGAAAUUAUCUGUACUUGGUAUUUACAGCAAUAUAACAGGUAUCAAAAUCUGUCCAGUAUGCCCAAAUCCCCCCCCCCCCUAUUUUUUUAAAAUAGACUUGCAGGAAUUUGGAACAGUGGUGUAAAAUACAAAGCCAGAUAGUAUUUAGGAGUAAUUGCUCACAAUACAGAAGGACUGGACUCCCCAAGUUAUAGUAUGGUGAGCUAUUGCUUUCGAAUACUGCCCUGUUUAGUGUUUUUUGGGGUUUUUUUGUUUUUUUUGCCAAGGUUGUCUUUAUUAUUACUCUUUCUUUCCAAAAUAUCUAUUUUUAUGCAUUUGUGACCCCAAUUACUCCUUUAAAGAAUAAUCUUAGAAAAAAUAUACAUUUAAAUAUACAUAGAAAUAUAUAUAUAUUAAAAAGCAGGUUGAUCCAAUUAACAUAAUGCUCUCGGCUUAAAAUGUUUAUUUUUAUGCAAAACCUGUGGAUUAUUGUUUUUUAAAAAAAGACAAGAUUCUAAGUACGAGAGCUGUGAUUUUUGUCUUGCAAGUAAUUGUUCUAGAGCAUUUAGAAAGCUGUGCUGAUUUCUAAUUUAUUGUGGGUUUUUUGUUCUUGUUGUUGUUGUCUUCUGCUGUGUUUCAACCAGAUAACUAUCCUAAAAGAAAUCCUUAUAAGGCCUUUUCAUUUUAUUGAGCUUGUAAAGCAACUAUCCAGUACUGUAUUGUCCCUGCAGAUGUGGUAACACUCUGCACAAAAGGGAUGCUGUUUUCAGGUCACAUGAAUGAUGCUCAAAUAUUACUAGUGUGAAGGAUAUUGCACCUCUCCACAUUUGCUCAUGCCCAACCUGCAGAAAACCUUGCUUGGAGCAGGUAGGGUGGGUUACCUAGAUCUUGCAUUGCUUGCAAAUAAGUGGUUGCAAGUGUAUUUCAGAUUCUGAAAGUGCAGGAUUGGACUCUGAGUUUAUAAAUUGCCUUAUAUGAGAGUAAGAUUGCUUAGCCGGAAGCUUGUAGGUGGUGAUUUUUAUUUAGAGCCAGGAGAUCUGUCAUCUCCUGGGUCAUGUUCAGCCCAUUGUAAACAGGCACAGCUCCUCUGAUUUUCAGUAUUUUUACAUCAGCUAAAUACCUCAACUCUGGUUGAUACUACCUGGUGAAAGAGACUUCCCAUUUACUUUGGCUUAGGAUUGAUUCAUGUAGACAGAGGGACAGUAAACUUUCAAGUAGGCUGUGCCCCCAGUGGUUUUUCAGUUUGCGGGCUAAACUGAAAAAUCUGGAGGAAAAAAAGUUGUAAUGGUGACCUGAAAUUGUAAGGGUGACCUGAAACAAUUUUUUUCAUUUUUUAAGGGAAAUGAAAAAGGGAAAAAUCAAAACAUAAAAAAAUAGUUUCAAUCAAAAAUGAAACAUUUCAUUUUUAGAGUUGCUUUUUCACUUUUUUAAAAACAUUAUGACUUUAAGCAUACUUGGGCUAUGAAAAGUUGUUUUGAAGGAAAAAUGUGAAACCUUUUGUUUUGAAAAUGCUGAAAGAAAAAGUUUUAAUUUUAAUAGUGGUUUUGCUCCCCCCCCCCCCAAUCUGACAAAUAGUUUCGGUUAACCCAAAACUGCAUCUUUUUGGUGAAUACAUUAUAUAUGCAAGAGAACCUAAAGAAGCUUGUUGCCCAGUUGUGCUCCACUGACUGUUACACUGCACGUUUCAAGGAUUGCAGGGUAUCUGGCCCAGCAAAUCUGGCAUUUGUCCAUCUAAUAAUCCUCCUGUUUGAUUGUUUUCCUGGGUGAACUGUAAAAGCAUUUGUCAGCCUUUGCCCUUGACUGGUUUUGUAGCCUGGCUUAGAAAGACAUUCUUGCUCUGUCAGUCUCAGUUUGGUCACAGAUUUAUGAGCAUAAAUUUAUGACACUUCUCCAGUUUGAGCCUAACCCUGUUGUUCAGUGGGAAUUAUCAUUUACCCAAUUGAUCAGAAGGAAAUAAGGCAUUGUUCUUUCUCCCUUUUUCUCUCUAUCUUAACAAUAUCAGUAAUACAUCUUUAUUACAUAGAAUUAGGGGAAGAGGUCCCAGGUUAAAGAUGAAUGCAUCGUUCCAGGUGGGACUCCUGCUUGCUCUGUGUUGCUUUGUAUGGGCAUUCUUCAGCCAUCUGCUUUUACGACCUUUGCUCUCGGCUGUGAAGGUCAUGUAGCAAAAAGGAUUGUUCAGGCUUCAUUCCAGGUGCUCGGAUUGUGGCAAACAGAUCACAAAGUUGGACUAGCUCCUUGAAGCCACCGGCUCCAGUUUUCCAGUUCACAAAUGCAGUACCCUUUCCUGUCCUCCUCCCCAGAGAGUGUAGCCAAGGCAAAGACCCCCAAGUCACAGGGAUUCUCUCUUUUAUGACCUGGAGCAGCUUGUCAGGGCUCCAUACACCUGAAAUCAGGGUAUCUACUUUUUUAGUUUCACAGCAGCUUCUUGAAAGGGAAAGGCCCAAGUUUAAGUAGAUGCUGUGGGAGGAUGGAAGGAUGGUAAAUUACCUUUUUCAUUUUAGGAUGAUACUUUGAUUGCCCCAUCUCUUGGUUCAAGGGAGAUCCAGAACCUCUCUAUUUAGGACUGAAAAUAAAAUAUGAGCAAUCAAGAUGUACAUGGCCGAUAAUGUAGGCAUCCCUGUCCUGUGUAAAACAUCUUUCCUGCUCUGUGCCAGAGGGAUUGAGUGCUCUUGGCCUCUAUCAUGGAUGUUUUGGGCACUGUGCAGUCUGUUCCCCCAAACGAUGAAUGUCCUCUGAUGCUAGAGGAAGCAGAAGCAUCUCAGCCCUUUCUAGGAAAAGUUAACCAUCCCCCAGAGGCAAGGGCCUGUGUGCUUCUAGAGCAGCGCCCUUUCUCUAGGACCUAGUUUGUCACAGCCCUCUCCUGUCAGACUGCAGCUUCCCUGAUCUCUUCUGAGCAGAUCCUUGGGCCAUUCUGCGCUAUCCUGUACAGUGUGGUGAGGACUGGAUCCAGUGUGUAUGUCCAUAGCAAGGGCAGGUCUUCAGCAUCACUUUGGUUCCUGUUAUUUUAGCUGCAGUUGUGCAAUAUAAAGAAGCAGGUGCUCUAAGUGCCAUACAAGUCAGUGAGGCUUUUGCACAUGUACUUUCUUGAAUGGUGCCUGCUGGCCAUAACAAGCAUUGGCCCCUCCUUUAUCACUAUUUUUGUUGAAUCUGGAAGAAUUUUAUCCACUGGAAGGUCACUCCUUUUGUGUGCUACAAAUGGCCCAUCUUCAGAAGUGACCAGACAUUGGAAAAUGUGAGUGGAUAAAAGAUAGGAAGCUGCUUUAAGGCCUUUAGAUCAUAGGGUAGGAACUGAGCUGAGUCAAAAGCUCCAAAGCUGGGACGAUCCCUGCUAGUGUAGAAGAGCAAAUGGUCAGGCUGUUACAUCCCUUAAGCCCCAUCUGUGCAGGGAAGUAAAUACAAUAUUGCUUAGCUGAGGCAAGAAAGAACAGUAUGACACUGAGGCCUUGUGCCCACGAGGGGCUAGAGAUUGUAUUUCAGUGUAGUGCCUAGUUUUUCAUCCAUUCCCUGGAUGGUCUGGGUCAGUAGUGGCCCCAGUGCUGCAUUCCCUUAACUUCCUUUGUUGCUCCACUGUUUGGCUCCUGUGGCAUUUGUGGCCUGCUUUGGGGAUGCAGGAGCAGGCUCCUAUAUCUCUUGCCCUGUGCUCUCUAUCUUGAGCUGAGAGGAGCUAAGAUCUUCCAGUUAGGCUCACAGGAGCAUCUUCUACUCCCUUUAUGUGGCUGUUGACCCCACUCAGUCUGACCUUGAGGUGCAGUUGGCAGAGGACGCCCUGAAUCUGAUGCCAUAAAAUAUGAGAGCAAAAUCCCUAUAGAUAUUAGGGUGCCUAAAGUCUUCUUGAUUUCAGUAGCCUCCAGGCCUUUCUGAAUCUGGGUCUGCUCUCCAGCUCCUCCUGCUUCCCAGGUGCUCCAUGCUCUCUGAGGAUGAUGGUGAUGUAGCACACUUCCCACCAGCCUGAAGUGUGAAACUAGAAGAUGCACAAACCUGUGUUGAACAACAAAUAAUGUGCAUUGCAGCUUGAUAAUGCUGAUGUCAGCAAAAUAAGCAAAAGCUUCUCCUCUUUGGGCUGCCAAAGGGAGGCUGUUUCUUGCCACACAGAUACCUCAGUGCAUUCACACCUGGGGCUGGUGCAACGACACCUCACUGUUUGCAUCAUUUCAUUUAGGCAUUUCUGAGCAGCAAACUCCUGCCAAAGGGGGGUGUCCUCCCAUGGGGCCCAGGGUGGAUUGUGCCCAUCAGCCCUUGUGAAGGUUGGGGUCUGUAGCUGGUGCAGGGGCUGGCACAUGGAGGCUGAAAAUUGGAGGUUUUCUCCUUAUUCAAAGGUCAUCUCAGAAACUUUAUUUGUGAAACUAAAUGGAGAAACUACAUCUGUUAAGACUGGUCUGUAUGAGCUUAUAUUUUGAUGUGUCUUACGGCUAUAAUUCCUUCCCUGUUUUUACAGUGUAUUCUGCUACCCUUGUUCCCUGGUCUAUGUUGCACAUUGAGGGUCACUAUGUGAAACUUGCCAGAUGCAGUCCUGGGCUUAUUGCUUCUCUUUAACUGAAUCAAAUUGAGAUGAUUUUGGCAAUGUAUUGGCAAUCUCUUUUCCUUCUGUUAGUUCAGUCUCUGAGUUUAAUGACAAUGACCUGAGAAAUGUUUGCUUUUUGGGUGUUUUUAAUUUUAAUUUUUGUUUUGUUUAAACAAAGCUGAACAAUUCCCACUGUAUUCAGAGCUGUGAUGCCCAGUUCCAGUGACAAGCACUAGAUGGAUUUGUCCCAUUUUGUUUCUUGGCAAUGUUCAGAAAUAUAAUUUGUGUCAUCCUGA
This is a messenger RNA of Dromaius novaehollandiae (emu), 8412 nucleotides long. It is a transcript of the gene BIN1, whose product is annotated as bridging integrator 1. Bases 121 to 1809 code for a protein of 562 amino acids. NCBI's taxonomy places the organism in Eukaryota, Metazoa, Chordata, Aves, Casuariiformes, Dromaiidae. Gene Ontology annotation, molecular function: phospholipid binding; tau protein binding. The record is from RefSeq and is a predicted model, not a curated record. Gene Ontology annotation, cellular component: synaptic vesicle; cytoplasm; plasma membrane. The transcript is spliced from 18 exons. Gene Ontology annotation, biological process: regulation of endocytosis.